UGCAAAAGCGAUUUUAUCGUGGAAUGAAGUGUAAUGGAAAUGAGUUUAUAUUGCGCCGUGUGAAUGUCUGGUUCGCAAACCGCGUGUGAGCGCGUUUUCCGUGUUUCAUUCUAUUCCAAUGCUCAAUUCCAAUGGCAGGCUUCGGACAUGUAGCGAUAGUGGUUAGUUGCGGAGGAAAUCAUACAUUCGGUGUGCGGCGCAGAGAAGCAGCGUAGAGGGCAAUUGUAUCUAGGGUCGUGAUAACAUAGCAGCACAAUUUCGCGGGUAUUGUGUGUGGAAAGCAUAUGCAGGCAUUUGCUGGGCACGGUGGAAAGUUUGAAAGCAGGUUCUUGUUUUUCAUACAAAGGUGUUAUUUGAUAGUGCUCGUGUGUGUUGCGGUCGACACGCACUGGUUGAAGAUUGUUUCAAAAAUUCUAACUUGUGAUAACGGCGUCAUGCGGCCACGUAAGACAAUUUUGCUCGUUGGUGUACUGGUAAUCUGGGUGUUAAUGACUUAUCUCGCGUUUAUGCGCUCCGUCCGGGGAACGGAUGGUUCGCGACCCAGACCUGCGGUCGCCAACAAAGUGAUGCUGGAACAGGUGCAGUAUUUCGAGGAAAAUUUGAAAAGUUUUUCUGAGAACCGACAGAAUCUGUACCGCGAUAUCAUAAACAUUUUGCGGCAAGAGGUCAAAGUACCGAGCGUUCCAGCGCAGGCGAUUCCCAUCGUACCAUCCAAAGAAUCGCCGGGAUCAGCUAUUGCCGAAGGAGAAAAGGCGAAGGAAAGAAAUUCGGAGUUUGAAGAAGAAGCAAAAGGUGUCCUCGGUGUACCUGCUCCAUUGGCACCAAUACCAGAGGCGGAAGAUGAACGGCCAGAAGUGGAACGUGUUCUGAGCAAAUUUCAGCAACGCUAUCUCAACAAUGAUCCAGCAUUUCCGGUAAUCCCAGUAGUUGUGUUUGCGUGUAAUCGCAUCUCAGUUAACAAGUGUUUGGACGAUCUGAUACGCUAUCGACCAAGCGCAGAGCAGUUCCCUAUUAUUGUUUCGCAAGACUGCGAUGAUGAAGCAACUAGGAAUACAAUCCUAUCGUACCGAGACGAGGUGACGCUUAUUCAGCAACCAGAUCAGUCGGACAUUCCCGUACCACCGAAAGAGAAGAAGUACAAAGGUUAUUACAAGAUUUCGCGCCAUUACGGUUGGGCAUUGCGGGCAGUGUUUGGCCAAGGAUUUGAUUCGGUUAUACUGGUCGAAGACGAUCUCAGUGUGGCACCGGACUUUUACGAAUAUUUCCUGGGCACCUAUCCGAUUUUGAAGCGCGACAAAUCAUUAUGGUGUGUAUCGGCGUGGAACGACAAUGGCAAGGAAGGUUUAAUCGACAGCACGGCGCACGAUCUCUUAUACCGGUCCGAUUUCUUCCCUGGGUUGGGUUGGAUGAUGACGAAGGAUCUGUGGGACGAGUUGGAACCGAAAUGGCCCAAAGCAUUUUGGGAUGAUUGGAUAAGGCAGCCGGAACAACGUAAGGAACGGGCCUGUAUACGCCCCGAACUGCCACGAACGAGAACGUUCGGCAAGAUAGGUGUAUCCAAUGGCCUCUUUUUCGACAAACAUCUCAAGUAUAUCAAGCUAAGCGAAGAAUUCGUCAGCUUUACCAAAAGCAAUCUAUCCUACCUAGUAAAGUCUGCAUAUGAUGACGCGUUCCUAAAAACCGUCUACCAAAGUAAGGUGGUACCAUUGGAUGAACUGAAGCGUGGCAUAGUAAUGACCCGAGAACCGAUUCGCAUAGCGUACCACACCAAAGAACAAUACAAACGGGCCACCAAGAACCUCGGUCUAAUGGACGAUUUUAAGAGCGGUGUACCUCGAACGGCUUACCGGGGUAUAGUUUCGUUCUUCUACAACGGACAGCGUGUUUACCUGGCGCCCAGUGCAAAUUGGAAGAGUUAUGAUCUCACCUGGAGUUAACAGAGCGCUCCACUGCCCAACCUGAUCUAGCGGCGCAGCAUUGUUAUCGUUUUGUUGCGAAAAUUUUUUCGAGGUGUAUUCACUUCCAUGAAGAACUGACUUUUCUUACACACUCGCGGGGCCAGUGAAUCACAUCAAUUGGUGGCAUUUGUUUUUGUUUUAGCGUAGACGUUGGAGGUACAAUUUUUUUUUUUGAAGAUUUCAAAGUUCACCUGCACAGAUGCAUUGCAAAAUUUUAAUCGACGUUAAGUGGUGUUUGUUUAACGAUUCUAACUACGCAGAUUCAAUUGGCAUCACAAUUGGUUCCCUGUUAUGGCAAUCAUUUUAGUUGUACUUGUAGCGAAAUAAAAAAAAAACACAUGUGAAUCAUUCCUAACCUUUAAGUACUUGCAGAUAACAUAGUUUUGUGUUGCAAAAUGUUUAUACUCUAAUUAAAAAUCAGCUCAAUCCCGUAUCAUUGUUAAAUGUGCAGGAAAACGAAUGUGCAGAGAUGGAAAUAAUCAAUCACAGUUAAGUUGCUUGAGUUAAGAUAAUCAAUACCUAUUGUUUCAAUGAAACGAGCUUGCAAUAGCCUACAACAGAAAUCAAGAAAAAAAUAAUUAUUUUCAAGAACAUUUGAUAUCAAUAGUAACAGGUUUGGUUUCAUAACUGAAAUUUCUACUUCUUUCUAUAAAACAAAACACUAUCAACAACAGUUCCUCGCUACUACUUCCACUUACGUUCCUUUUCAGUGCAAAACCUUGCAUACAAAUAGUUUUUUGUUAUUUUUCGUUACGCUUUGCAUUCGCUAAACAUGAAUUUGUGAUGCAGUCUAGGACAACCAAUAGAUUUUAAGAAGGUGCAUACAAAGUAAACAUACUGCAUAUGCGCUGCAGCAGCUAGUCAAAAGAGUGUUUGUGUUGUGUAUAUGUGAUUAUAUCGGGAACAACGGCCCACCCAAUGGUCACCAUGGUGCAGCUCAAACAAAGAUCCGUAGAGCUAAGUAAGGUCGAACACAAAAUUUGCGCCAUAAAGCGUGUGAUUCAGUCACACAAAUGAAACAAAACCCGGAAAGCAAUACAUUUCGGCUCCCUCUUUUAGGAAAUGUGCGUAAUGGUUUAAGCGAAAUCAUGAAUUAAUGCGAGAACAUAGCAUACAUGACGUAAAUAUGAUAAUAGGACAACAAAACUUUAGUCACUGGUGAAUGUUUGCUAGAGGAGUUAAAGAGUAAAGCAUGAAGGAUUAUUAAAAUACUAUAAAAAGCAUAACAAUCUCGACGUUCGAAAACACUACUAACGUCACCCACUGCAAUCUACGAGUUUUGCGUGGUCUCUGUGAAUAAGUAAACCUAUUUGAAGUAGCAUUUUUAAAUAUUAGUAAAUAAAACACCGAAACUGUACGUGUCAAAUAGCACUCGAUUCGAGUAAACAUUAAAUCAGUAAUUUGCUUCAAUGAUGGCAACAAUCAUUAGCAAAGGGACAAGAAGUAGAAAGA
Molecule: messenger RNA, 3410 nt
Organism: Anopheles moucheti
Lineage: Eukaryota; Metazoa; Arthropoda; Insecta; Diptera; Culicidae
Product: alpha-1,3-mannosyl-glycoprotein 2-beta-N-acetylglucosaminyltransferase
Exons: 5
Coding region: 285-1937 (550 amino acids)
Biological process (GO): protein N-linked glycosylation
Cellular component (GO): Golgi apparatus
Molecular function (GO): alpha-1,3-mannosylglycoprotein 2-beta-N-acetylglucosaminyltransferase activity
Source: RefSeq, a predicted model, not a curated record